UGGUUCGUGGACAUGGGAGUUGAAGUGGGUAGGGGAAGGGGAAUUAAAAUGGUCAACUCCCCCAGAUCUCUUCCCUGGUGCGACCUGGCAAUUCAGUCGGGGAUAGGGAAUUAGGAAACAAUCGUUCUGUUGCACACGGCUGAGAUAAAAAAAGGGCCAGUAAAUUCCCAUCUCACAACCAAACGUGGGAUGGGGACUGAUAAUCCAUUUGCCAAGCCUAAUCCCUCAACAAAUUCUCGCAUCUAAACUCCCAUUCCCUUUCCUUAUAUUUGCCAAACACGCUGUCAGGCAUUGGCGUGAAGACAUUCGAGAUUGAUUACUCCUGUUGCGACAAGCUCAAGGCUUAUGAAGCCUAUGAAUAUCUCCAUAGGUGGCUUCAGGAAGUGGUUACACCGGGCAUUGAAAAACUCACCCUUGUGAUGCGUGAGAAGGAGGCAGUCUACUUCCCAUGCCCAGUUCUAUCCAAUGGCAAUGGAAGCUCGAUCUGGUAUCUUCACCUUGUUAACUGUGUCUUCCAUCCUACAGUUAGCCUUGGGUGCUUGGGAAACCUGACAGUGUUGCAUUUUGAGUCUGUGCGAAUUACGGGGCGCCAGUUAGGGUGCCUUCUUCCCAGCUGUGUUGCUUUGGAGCAGUUGAAACUCAGGAGAUGCUACCAGAUAACUUUCCUAAAGAUACCUUCCCGGCUGCAGCGACUCAGCUACCUGCAGGUGUUAGAAUGCCACAGACUGCAGACCAUAGAGAACGAAGCUCCAAAUAUUAAUAGUUUUCACUUUAUAGGUGACCGAGUUGAGUUCUUACUUGGGGAGUCAUUGCGAUUGAAGAAAUUAGACGUGCUAUGUUACCUCUUCCUCAGAUAUGCACUUGAUGAGCUUCCGUCCAUUGCGCCGAAUCUUGAAACUCUUAGCAUAUAUUCAUGGUGUGAGGUGGUCAAUACAACACUGACGAUCUCGCCUUCCAAGUUCCUCUAUCUGAAAUACUUGAGCAUUUAUAUUAAUGGGUCUUGCGAUUGUCUUUCUCUGGUUUAUUUUCUUGGUGCUGCUCCGUCCUUGGAGACAUUCAAACUGCCCGUACCGAUACAGCUACAACAAUCCAUAGAUGAAUUGCUUUCUGAAGACCCCUCGCAUCUGAGGCAGAUUCCAGGAUACAGCCAUGACAAGCUCCGGAGAGUGAGCAUCUGUCGGUUCCCCUGUUCAAAGAGCAUGGUUGAGUUGACGUCCCAUAUUCUGGAAAAUUCAGCAUCACUCGAGUGCCUUGCAUUGAGCACCACCAAUGAUAGUUUCAGGUGUUCUGAUGAUCGAUCUGCUAAAUGCUCCUGCUCGAUCGGACCCAUGGAAGCCCAUAAAGCAGCCUUGGUAAUCGAAAGAUACAUCAGGGGGAAAGUUCCCUCUACAGUUCAGCUAGAUGUGGUGGAGCCUUGCACGCAGCCUUCACCAUGAUGUUCAACUCUGCAAUGUUUAUCAUUGAUUUAUCAUGUGUUUGAACGGUCUAAGUUCUGUAACCUGAAUAUACUGGGAUGCGCGUUGUUUCUUGGUGCACCAUUAUGUGCAGAGUUUAGCUAGCUCUGCAAUAUUUCAAUGAAAUUGCUUAAAGUUUGAUGACC
This is a messenger RNA of Triticum dicoccoides, 1600 nucleotides long. RefSeq lists its product as uncharacterized. The record is from RefSeq and is a predicted model, not a curated record. Lineage: Eukaryota; Viridiplantae; Streptophyta; Magnoliopsida; Poales; Poaceae. The transcript has 3 exons. The coding region runs from base 420 to 1436 and encodes 338 amino acids.